AUGGCUGCUGCUUGGAGUCCUGUCCAGGAUCUCUGUGAAGAAGUCAGUUGUUCCAUCUGCCUGGAUUAUUUCAGGGAUCCAGUGACCGUUACAGAGUGUGGCCACAAUUUCUGCCAAGCCUGCCUGAGCAAGUAUCUGGGGAAGAAGGACACAGAGGCCUCCUGCCCCGAGUGUAGAGGAACCUUCCAGAAGGGGAACCUCAGGCCAAAUAGGCCGCUAGCUAAGAUGACUGAAAUUGCUAAGAAAUGCAGAGAUGAGGGGGUAAAGCGGGCAGAGGAGAAGGGGGGAGUCUGUGAGAAACACCAGGAGCCCCUGAAGCUCUUCUGCAAAGACCAUGAAACCCCCAUCUGUGUGGUGUGUGACAGAGCCAAGGAGCACAAAGAACAUGAGGUGGUUCCUCUGGAGGAGGCUUCCCAGGAGUACAAGGAUCUGAUCCGUCGUCACCUGGAGAUUCUCAGGGAAGAAAGAGAAAGAAUUCUGGCAUAUAAGGCAGAAACAGAAAAGGGGAAUAAAGAACUUCUUAAGCAAACCAAAGCAGAGAGGAAAAAGACAGUGGCUCGGUUCAGACAACUCCGGCAGCUUCUGGAGGAACAAGAGAAGCUCCUGCUGACCCAGAUAGAAGGCUUAGAGGAGGAGAUUGACAGGAGAAGGGAGGAGUACCAGGCCAAACUCUCUGAAGAACUCUCCUCUCUUGAAAGCCUCAUCCAGGAGUUGGAGGAGAAGGGUCAGCAGCCAGCGAGUGAACUCCUGCAGGACGUGAGAAACACCUUGCAGAGGAGUGAGAAGGAGACAUUUGAGAAUCCAGCAGCUUUCCCUCCAGAGCUGAAGCAGAAGAUCUGGGACUUCCGUGAAAUAAAUCCCUUUCUGGAGAGAGUCGUGAAGCAAUUCCAAGAUGCGCUGCUAACUGGACUACCUCCGAUGAAAGCAAAUGUCACUCUGGAUCCAGACACAGCUCAUCCCAGCCUCAUCCUGUCUGAGGACCAUAAAAGUGUGAGAUGGAGAGACAAACUGCAAGAUCUGCCCAACAAUCCUGAGAGAUUUGACCGACAUCCUUUUGUCCUGGGACGUGAGGGAUUCACGGCAGGCAGACAUUUCUGGGAAGUCAGUGUGGGAAGUGAGGGUGAAUGGGCUGUGGGGGUCGCCAGAGAGUCUGUGAGGAGAAAAGGCUGGAUUGCACUUAGUCCUGAGGAAGGGAUGUGGUUUGUGGGGUGUUAUGGAGGUGUAUAUAGGGCUUGCAACCCCCCUCUUUCCCCUCGUCUGUUCCUGAGUGGGAAGCUCAAGAAGAUCCGAGUGUCUCUGAACUGCAAUGAGGGGUGGGUGUCCUUUUACGAUGCUGACAGGGGGACCCUCCUCUACACCUUCUCUGGAGCCUCCUUUGCAGGAGAGACAAUUAUGCCCCUCUUUUAUGUAUUGGGAAAAGGCCACCUCAGCAUCUCUCCUUAAGGCAGCUCAGAGCCUUCCUCACUCUCCCUCCUCUCCAGACCAGACUGGUUAUUCUACUCUAAGCAUCAAACCUCCCUUUGUCAAGGGCCCCUUUUCCCCUUCUGCAAAGGCACCCUGAGAGGCCUCCAGUCACAGACACCAGAACUACAUGGACUAAAAAGGUGCCUGAUCUCCUCCCUCCCUUUUCCCAGACUUCUCUCAUCUCUUACUUCUUAAAGAGACAGAAGCACAUCAGUAAUCCAGACCAACAUGUCUUUUAACUGCACUGCUUCCAUGACCUUCAGUCCUUGUUUCAUUUUCCAUUUUCCUUGUCUCCACAAUAUUUUCAUUAUAUCCUUAGAUGGAAAACCCACCACAAAAUUUCUCUCUCUGUCUCUCUCUUUUUUUGCACAAACACACACACACGGGUGCAUUGUAGCUUGUCAGAGAUCCUGAUGUGACAUUCUUGCCAAAGUCUCCAUAUCCCAAAAGGCCUCUCAUUCUGCUGUUUCACGAAGACAAAUGCAUCUUCCAUGUGAUUUCCAUUGAGAAUGGCCUGUGGGUGGGCUUGGAUUCAGCAAGUCCAGGGAAAUUGCUAUUAUAGUGAGCUAAUAUGUCCCCCUUAGUUAUUUUCAUUAAAUAAAAUACGUUACUGCCUUGGGAACAAGGGUUAUCUCAUCAUGCUUAGGGUGACCAUAUUUCGGAAACCGAAAAGGAAGACAACAUGGCCACUCCAUGGGGCGUGCCCACAAACGUGCCCAGCCCCCAAGGGGGAGUUCCCACCCAAACAUGCCCUUGGUCACAUGUCUGACUUCACAGCACACAAUUAAGACAAACCUGUUCUAUGUAACAUCUUAAUGUUAAAAUCACUGGAAUAAAGAACAAGUGAGACAUUCAAUGUAUCUGAAAUUAACUUCAGUCAUUCCUACUUUUGUAGCUUUUGUUGCACUUUGAAUCUUUUGCUAUAUUCCAUGUGAUACAGUCUCCCAUUCCCUCAAAUAUCUUUUCUGACUGCAAAUCCUUCACUGGAUGACCACAGUCUAACCUUUCCUAACAUUUAACACUCUUUCCCCAUCACCUUUCUUAUUUCCAUAUUCAUCGUUUCAUCAAACCGCUACCACUGAACAAACGAAGCAGUUGACAAGUGCAGAAAAAUCUGGCACAAUGAACAAGCAAGAAAAAAGGAAGUGUGUACUCUGGUGCUAAGUAAGGUUUAAAAUAUUUAAGAAUGAUUUCUUCAAUAAAAAACAAUACGUGAAUUCAAAUGAGACAGAUUGACGCGUACACUAGCUUGACGUUUCGGUCCCUUAGGUCCUUCAUCAGAAGCUGUAUCGUCAUCCAAAUUUGUUUACCCAACAAACGAAGAAUCUCUUCUUCUUUUUUUUUAUAACGAGAGGUAAGGGCCGGGGGUCCGUGUUUGCUCCCAGGAUGGGGAGUGAAAGACGCAGCCCUCCCACAGCAGCUCAGAGGUAAGGGGAGCAUAAACAGACCCCCCACUCCUUACCUCCUGGGACGCAGGCCUUCUCCUGUGUGCUGGCGCGAUUACGGCAGCACAGAGGAGAAGGGUAGAGCCUCCGUGGGGGCAGGGGGCUGGGAGAGACGUUCUCAGAGGACGAGUCUCCCAGUUCCUCCCCCCCAGCGACGCAGGCCUGGGCCAUGGGAGGGAGUGGCAGGACCGCGAUUUUCCCGGGCAUUUGGGGGGAUUUUGAAAUCUCCCCCCGGAUGCUGCUUUGGGGUGGGAUUUCUGGAUGUGUCUAGGCAAAUCUGGGCAUAUGGUCACCCAAAUCAUGUUAGGUUUAGGAUGACCCUAUGAAAAGGAGGGCAGGACUCCUGCCGCUUUCACUGUUGUGAUGAAGAUUGAAUUUCCCCAGGUGCUGCAUGUUUACAAAUGACACUUGCUGUACUUUCCCUUUUCUAGGCAACUGUUAAAGAUGCAGGAGCCCUGUCCUCCUCUUCAUGGGGUCAUCCUAGUUCUCUUGUUCCCAGGAUACAGUUUGAAAUAUCUGGAAAGGCAUUAUUACAUGUGGAUUUAAUACUUUUUUUUCAAAAAUAAAAUUAAAAAGACAAACCUCCUGGCCUCUUCCCCUAAUAGCGAGAAUCCCCCACCAAAACUUCACCCCCAGCACAAUGGUGGGGCACCUAAGGCUGGACAUGGGGGCUGAAGUCCAAGGCCCUGCAGCCUAGUGGGGGGGGGGCACCAAGAGACCACCCAGGGAGACGCAGGUGAUGGGGGCAGAGGCAGACGAACUCAGCCUCAGAACCGGGGCUGGCAGAGGAAAGCCAGGCCCACCAGGGUUGACGCUGCUCCCUGCAGCAGUUGUUAAAAGCACUUUAGAGUCCGGGGGCAGCAAGGAGGGCAUUUACAUGGUUACAGAAGCCCAUUUUCUUCUGUUUACUUUUAAUAAUGCCCUUUCCUAGAAACCAAAUGACAGGCCAAAACACCCAUCUAGCCAAAAUGCAGGGCAGCUGGAGCACAGGCGCAAGAAUGGCCUCCCUGCCCUGGCUGCCCUGCGUUAGAAUACUCGGAGGCCUCCGAGUUCGGACGCUGCUGAUGGUCUCCAAAGAGUUGCGGCCUUAGACAUACGUUUUGUACAGUCCAGAAGUUGAUUCUUUCGGGGAGGAGUUUAUUACACAGAUACACUUUAUGCUGGGACAGUCUGUAUGUUCACUGAUGUAUAUGCUCUUUAAAAUUAUUUGCCUGCCUCAUUGAAAUGAAUAAAUGGUCAGUGUAAGUGGAUUCUCUGAGCCCCUUUGACAACUAAAAGACUGAUAUUACAACAUGGGAAGGAGAAAAACUCCCCCCUCUCAUGCUAUGAAAUGAGGACCUUACAUCGCUUUCAAUAUUCGGAUGAGUGGCACUUUCAAAUGGAUACUUAUGUGAAUAUUUGAUCUACUUUUGUUGAAGCCUAUGUAUUAUUGCUAGAAAGUUGUAUGUAUAUGAUAUGUAUUAAUUACUUUGGAUAAUGAAUAUCUGACGUAUAUUAAAGAAAUGGAAACAA
Molecule: messenger RNA, 4421 nt
Organism: Elgaria multicarinata webbii
Lineage: Eukaryota; Metazoa; Chordata; Lepidosauria; Squamata; Anguidae
Product: zinc finger protein RFP-like
Exons: 7
Coding region: 1-1443 (480 amino acids)
Biological process (GO): regulation of gene expression; protein ubiquitination; innate immune response
Cellular component (GO): cytoplasm
Molecular function (GO): zinc ion binding; ubiquitin protein ligase activity; protein binding
Source: RefSeq, a predicted model, not a curated record